AAAAUAAUGUGUGGUAAUCUGUGGAUAUUUGUUUUGCUCACUGACAUUUCAUUUAGCCGUUCGCAUAUAAAACUAUUCGUUUUGUCUGGGGUGUGUCCGAUCUUGGUUUAAAUGGUUAAAAAAAUACGAUAAUUUAACUUAAACAUAUAAAAAAUACCUGUGUACAAUGGGUAUAAUAAGUAUAGUGAUAUCACUAUUUAUUGUUGUCGGAUAUUCUCAAGCCAACUUUGUAAGCAAUAGUCUGGCUAAUGGUAUAAACAAGAAAAAGGUCCUGGAGGAAGGGUAUGAUGUGGUAACUUGGUGUACCACCUCCAUACUUGAGCAGGAGAAAUGUGAGAAGUUGGUAAAGGCUGCUAUGCUGGACAAAGGACUGUUUGGAAAAGAUUACAUAGAGUUACAAUGUAAACGGGCUUUUGACACAGAAGAAUGCAUGUCCUGGGUAGAUCAGGGCAAGGCAUCUUUACUGGGUUUAGACGCAGGGGAAGUGUAUGUAGCUGGCAGAUAUCAUUCCCUAAUACCUAUUAUGCAAGAACUCUAUGGCCGUGGUGAACCAUACCAGUAUUCAGUGGCAGUGGUGAAGAAAGGUGGGCUGCCAGCGGUACAGCCUGGUGUGGGACUUCAUGCGCUACGAGGGGCAAGGGCCUGCUUUCCUGGAGUAGGAUCUCUGGCCGGCUGGGUGAUGCCAAUUCAUGUGCUAAUGCAAGAUGGCGGACUUAAAAUCAAAGAUUGCAACAAUCAUGUUAAAUCUGCCGUUGAAUUUUUCGGCGAGUCAUGUGCACCAAACUCAUUGAAAGACAUCUACAAUCCUAUCGGUGAUAAUUCUGAUCAACUCUGCAAACUCUGUGCUGGGGGUAGAGGUGUCCGAUGUACACUAGCUGAUCCAUAUGCAGGAUAUGAAGGAGCAUUGAGGUGUUUAGUGGCCAACGGCACCGGUGACAUAGCAUUUGUACGAGACACAACUAUACAACACGCUCUACUCUCACAUAAGAUACUUGGUGGCGUGUCGGAAGACCAAUUCGAGUUGAUAUGUCGUGAUGGAUCACGCAGACCAGUGACGCAGUGGGAGAAUUGCCAUUGGGGCAAAGUGCCCGCCGACGCAAUAGUCACCAGCAGUGCCGCUUCUAUAGAACAGAGGAGAAAAUUCCAAAACCUCAUACAAAAAUUAGUGCAGCUUUAUGGUGAACCAAAUCCUUCAAACAAAAAGUAUAACGGUACGAAUGGGUAUCAAACCCAUGACCAGUUUUCGUCGUCGACGGCGCAACCACGCUACCCCUUUGAUGCGUACAACAGGAAUAGAUAUGACCCUGAUAGAUAUGAGGAAAAUGACGAAGGAGUAAGCACGCAAGCACCCUUUCAAGCUCGAUUUGACUCAUCUGGUCGUCCCAUAGAAUUGCCUUUCAAACUAUUCACAUCAAACGACACUACUGAUCUGUUACUGCAGGACGCAACAAUAAACUUCCGUAUACUGAAAGAAGAAGAACAAACCGCGAAGAAUAUUUUGAACAAUCCGUACGUGGGGGACCAAGCCGAGAAAGCCGUGUUGGGCAUCCGAGUGUGUCCCGUCGCAAGAGCCGUGCUGUGCGUCACCAGUGAUGCAGAGCUUGAUAAGUGUGUUAAAAUGAGGGUGGCGUUGAAGGCGGCGUUCCUGUCGCCGGCGCUGGUGUGCUGGCGCGGGUACAGCGCGCGGCACUGCGCACGCGCGGUGGCGGACGGCGUGGCGGACUUCUUGCCGCUCGACGCCGCGGACAUGCUGCACGCCGCGCAUCAUCACCGACUCGUGCCGUUCAUGCAAGAGGUGUAUACGAGUGGAGACAAUUGGUACUACGCCGUGGCUGUGGCAAAAGAACAAGACCCCGACACCGACAUCACAUAUUUGAAGAAGAAAAACACGUGUCACACCGGGCUGGGCAUGGCUGCGGGAUGGGUGUACCCGCUCGCGUACCUCUUGUCUAACGGGUGGAUUAGGCCGUACGGGUGCGACGGCGCGGCGGCGGCGGCGCAGUACUUCACCAAGGCGUGCGCGCCCGGCGCGCUCAGCUCCGAGUACGUGGCGGCGGGCACCGAGCCGCACGACAACCUCUGCCAUCUCUGCCACGGAGCUUCGUUCAGGCGUUGUCGACGAGACGCGAGCGAAGAUUUCUACGGUCACGUGGGCGCGAUGCGGUGCAUGGUAGAAGGCGGUGGCGACGUGGCGUUCGUGCGCCACACCGCGCCCGCCGAGGUGUCUGGAGGAAGACGCCGCGAGUGGUGGGCGAGGGACCUGCUGCCUGACGACUUGCAACUGCUCUGUCCUGACGGUACUCGAGCUAAAAUGCACGAGUACAAACAUUGCAACCUGGGCAAGGUGCCUGGAUCGGUGUUGAUGGGCAGGGCCAACCAUACUGAACUUGAUGUCUACUCGAAUCUUAUGGUGUACGCUCAACAGUUCUAUGGUGCUGUCACUUCAGACGAAUUCAGCUUCAGCAUGUUCCACUCUCCAUCCCCAUACUCGGAUUUAAUCUUCAGCGACGUGGCUGUACGUCUGAAGCCGUUGCCCCAUCACCAACGUUCAGCCGAGAUCAUUGCCGGAGAGGCUCUCAUUCGUGCCGCAUCUCUCGUCUCCUGCGACGCUCCCAAAGCCUCGUACUACGUCGCGCCCGAUCCGGACUUUUUAUCACACGCCUAUAGACAUGGACUGAUAGGAGAACUGCUAGCUUUGUCACUUCUUAUUAUUGCUCUACUAAGAUAACCGAAUCUCUACAAAAAUUGUACAUUUGAAUCUGUAUAUUUUUGCAAAUCUAUUUUUUUUUUUCAUUUCAUAAUAGGUUUAAUAGGUUUAGUAUAGAUCUGUAGUGUUCUAAUGCAUUCAAAUCGGCUAACACUGCUAUUGUAGAAGUAAAUCAUUUAAAAUUAUAGAGUACCUUAGACCAAGAAUUGGCAAGCAAUGUAUUUCUUUCUUUAUGCAGCUGAGUAGGCUGAACUUUGUUGCGGAACUUUAUUUAGCAACAUAUAAUGAAGCCAAAUAUUUCAGUAUAGUGUUAUAAAAUUAAUUAUUUUAUUUACACUUACAUUAUUGACGAUCAUUUAGACACAAAAA
Molecule: messenger RNA, 3076 nt
Organism: Manduca sexta (tobacco hornworm)
Lineage: Eukaryota; Metazoa; Arthropoda; Insecta; Lepidoptera; Sphingidae
Gene: Tsf2
Product: melanotransferrin
Exons: 16
Coding region: 167-2728 (853 amino acids)
Biological process (GO): iron ion transport
Cellular component (GO): plasma membrane; early endosome; recycling endosome
Source: RefSeq, a predicted model, not a curated record